Molecule: messenger RNA, 3370 nt
Organism: Lymnaea stagnalis (great pond snail)
Lineage: Eukaryota; Metazoa; Mollusca; Gastropoda; Lymnaeidae
Source: the annotation of a GenBank genome assembly
GUUUGGCAACAGCACGCGGUGUGUGAUGUGUGAUUAUCGUAUUUUGAAAUGUUACAUAAAACACUCUGAGAGGUAAAUUAGUUUCAUCCCGUGUCGCGUUUACCGCGUGGUGUUGCAGUGACGAUUGAAUAGAGCCGAUGACCUGCUUGUGUAAUGAUCAGAAGUCACAAACAUUAGCUAACGGUGUAGUCAAGAACUUGUGUGAGUGAUCUGUAUCGAAAUACAAAACAUACGCGCAGCUUUUCAUACAGGUAAGCAAUAUAAUAUAUAUAUAUAUAUAUUAUAUAAUUUUUAUAUAUUUCAAUGUAACUACAGUUAAACUUGUAAAUAAAUCCACGGUACAGUUUGUCUUUAUACCUCAAUACUUCUAAGGGAAAAUAACUAUUUUAAAAAAGUUCCUGUUUUGUCCCCCGUCUAUAAAUAAGUUAAGGCAUAACGAUAAAGCGUACGUUUUUUUUCCCUUUCUAAAACGGUCAUGGUGAUAGAUGCGUUAACGUCUAUAAAAAUAUAUGGCGUGAGUUAACGCAGAAAGCAUCGUUAGAGAGUGUACUAUUUCAUCUGGCAUACCUGCACUGAGUGGCGUGAUACAGUGUUAAAUAACUUUCAGGAACAAUAACUCCACAGCCUUAAUUAAAGGUAUUCCACAUUGUUGCUUCUCCCUGCAGCCUUUAUAAAGUAGCUGCCCAUAUCAAUAUCAUCGACCGUUUCAUCAAAAUGUCUGACUCCGUUAAGAGAGCUAAACGUUGAGACAACACAAUAAUUCCUCACAAACCAUUUAGUUGAACUAUGAUUAUCUUCCCCUUGGGGUCAAUAAGUACAACAUUCAGUAAUUCGGUUCUUUUAAAACACACACACGAGGAAAAUACAAGGAGCAUUCGUAUUCCUUGCUCGGGUUCAAACUUUAAAGUUAUAAUGUAUUGAUUGAUGUUUUCCAAAAGUAGGCCCGUGGUAGGACAUUGUUAUGAAACUACCACGUGACUAACAUUACAACUAUUGAGCCUCGUUCAUUUCCAAUAAAUACAAUCGGAUAAUCUUCUCAUUUCGAAUUCCUGUUUUUAAAAAAGAAAGAAAAGUAAAUUGACUCACUUUGCCUGCUGUUAGACGAGAAAAAUGAUGGCAAGAAUCCACAAUGACAUGGAAAUUCAUUUUAUUUAUGAUUUAGUCUGACAGUUUCAAAACGUGUGGGAUGGGGGGGGGGGUGGUGGUCGGAUUAGUGUCAAUGUCACCUCAAGGAUUAAUAAACUAACCCAAUAAGAGUAUACGAAAAGUUAAACACAUCAGUAAAAUGCAAUGGUUGUUCCUAUAUUAUUUACGGUAUAAUGUAUAACUGGGUUUCAAUUAAUUAAUUUUUUAAAAGGAUUUUGGUGGUGUGGCUGUGGAGAUGCGGCAGAAACUAUAAUUUUGUAAAGCGCUCUCUUAACACACUAGUAAAAAGAAAAGACAUGAAGUUAAUUCUUUCUUAUUCCUUUCCCUCUUUGACCCACAUUGUUACAACAAUAUAUAAAUCCUGUGGUAACUAAAUGACUUUGCUAGAAUUGAAAUGACAGUCACUAUUUUCUCAUUAAACUCAUUGAAAUUGUAUUGGAAUAUUACAGUGCUGGACAGAAGAAUUUCAAAAUGAAGAAGGUCGAAACUUUUGAAGAUAUCCUUGAGGAGCUUGGUGGAAUGGGAAAGUUUCAAUGGCUGGUGACGAUAUGUAUAGCCUCGGCCCAGUUCACCAUGGGCUGGAGCAUGCUGCAAAUGUCGUUUGCGUCCAUGGUUCCAGACUACACAUGCAUCGUUGGAGAAGGCGGCAAUGACACGACAUUUAAUGAUACCGAUACCCUCAAUGUGUGUGAGGUCAAUGGAACAGAGUGUUCUAGAUAUCUGUUCCACGGUUCUGUCAAUACAGUUUCCUCAGAAUGGGGCCUUAUAUGUGACCUCAGGUGGAUCAAGGCCACAGUCACAUCUAUACAGAUGGGUGGGGUCUUCUUAGGGGCGUUGAUCUCUGGGCAGAUUAGUGAUCUAGUUGGCAGAAGAAAAACCCUUUACUCAUUUGUCCUGGCGCAUAUCAUAUUUAACUUGAUAGCAGCCUUCUCUACCUCUUGGGUCAUGUUUGCUGUUAUGAGAUUUUUCAUUGGCACUGGAAUAGGUUCAAUUGUAGCUGUCGUCUUUCCAUACACCAUGGAGUUCUUGCCAAUGAAAUGGCGGCCAUUGUUAUCAAUACUUCCGUCUUGGACUGUUGGCGUCGCAUUCUUUUCUGCUGCAGCGUUGCUGCUGAAAGACUGGUCAUACCUCCACAUUGCUUGCGCCGUAUGUUCCAUUCCUUCUGCUGCUGCAUUCUUUUUUGUUCCUGAUAGCAUCCGAUGGCUGGCGGUCCACGGACGUAUUCAAGAAGCCGAAGCUGUAUUUGGAAGAAUAGCUCGCAUGAAUUCUAAACCACUGCCUGUUGAGACACUUCUUGUCCUGGACGAAAUCGCUCGGAAAGAGAAAGAACUACGAAAAAGUGGACGGCAAUACUCAUACAUUGACAUCUUCCGGGGUUUCAGAAUGACCCAAGCAAGUCUCAGUCUCUUUUUCUUCUGGUUUACAAUGUCCUCCAUUUUUUAUGGCAUUUCAUUCGGGGUAUCCAGUUUAUCCGGUAAUAUGUACCUAAAUAUAUGUCUUCUUGGAAUUUUGGAGCUUCCAGCGCAAACCUCGACAUUUUUUAUAAGCAAUAAAAUUGGGCGCCGAAGGUCUUCGUUUUUGUUUUUUGGUUUAUCGACGCUAAUCAGUCUUGGAUGCAUCGUAGCUCAUCACACCGCAAGUGACGACUCCCGUGGGGCUUGGAUCAACGGACUUAGUCUGACUGAAAAAAUGAUGAUCGGCGCAGUCUGGUCUUGCGUCCAGACCUGGGGCUCUGAGCUGUACCCAACGGUGACCAGAAACCUGGGUUACAGUUUUUCAAACCUCGGGGCCAGGUUCGGUGGAAUCCUGGCACCAUUCAUCAUCAACUUGGAUAAAGAAAUGGCCAGCACGUCCUACAUCAUAAUGACCAGCAUUUUGGCUUUCAGCUCUCUCCUUGUCAUAUUUCUACCAGAGACGAGAGGUUUGGUUUUAAUGGACAGCAUUGAUUUUAAUUCUAAUGCGAGGCAGGCAGACGAUGCUGACCGAGACGACUUGCUGAACUGCAACGGAAAAGUACCGCCUUUGCAAAACGUUGAGGCACUUCCUCGGGACAAACUUAUACACAAUAGCCAUUUGAACAUUUAGAAACUCAAAGUCUAAGUUGAGUAUAGUCUUUCUUGCUCCCUAGCAGCUUAAAUUGUCUUCCACACUUCCACGUUAAACAAAAAAAGAUUUUAAUCAAUUACAUUUGUACCGGUAUGCUUUUUAUUUUUUCAAUUUCAAG